Molecule: messenger RNA, 4178 nt
Organism: Oncorhynchus tshawytscha (Chinook salmon)
Lineage: Eukaryota; Metazoa; Chordata; Actinopteri; Salmoniformes; Salmonidae
Gene: mid1
Product: midline 1
Exons: 10
Coding region: 683-2692 (669 amino acids)
Molecular function (GO): zinc ion binding; protein binding
Source: RefSeq, a predicted model, not a curated record
GGUGACGGUCACAGAGGAAAACGGAUCCUGACGCUGUCCUCUCUCUCCUCUCUGGAUCAGAGCUCAGUGGGCAGGGCUCAGAGCACAGAGGACACUGACCUGUCUGUCCUGUGUGAGGACCAAAGCUAUACUGACAAGACCAACCAGGGUCCUAUGGAGCUCUGUCCCUGCUUAUAUCCAGCCUCUCGCUCUUUCUCUUUUUUUUCUCUCUCUCUCUCUCUCUCUCUCUCUCUCUCUCUCUCUCUGUCUCUCUCUCUCUUGUUCUCUCUCUGCCAAUACUUCCAGUGAGUAAUUGAGUGCUGGCCGGCUCUCCUACUGUAGGUGGAGCUGGCUUUCCUGGAAUUGUGGGGCAGCUCUUCCUGUUGUGCUUGCUACUUGCUACCUCUUGCUCUCCGUCUCCUGGUUCCUGGUUAAUGACAGCCCUGCUCCGCUACCGCAGGAUUACUGCCUUAUGAAGACUUGUUCCAUCUGGAUACUGGCCUCUCUUCUGUUACUGCACACUGCCACCGCCUCGUUUCGGGGGGGGGGGUUCUUUUGUUGUUGUUUAAUAUACUUUCAUGAUUUGGGUCAGAAGUUCCCCCUCAACUGAAAUGUCUCUGCAGUGCAAAGCGGGGCAAAAUCCAUCGAUAGCUGAUCAGCUUCCUUGGAUUUUGCUGACGACACCGCUUUGUUGUGCGUGAAGAUGGAAACACUGGAGUCGGAGCUGACCUGCCCAAUCUGUCUGGAGCUCUUCGAGGACCCACUGCUCUUGCCCUGCGCUCACAGCCUGUGUUUCAACUGUGCCCACCGCAUCCUAGUCUCCCACUGCACCCCCAACGAGCCUGUGCAGUCCAUCAGCGCCUUCCAGUGCCCAACCUGUCGCUAUGUCAUCACCCUCAGCCAGAGGGGCCUAGAAGGACUGAAGCGUAACGUCACUCUGCAGAACAUCAUUGACCGCUUUCAGAAGGCUUCCGUGAGCGGGCCCAACUCCCCCAGUGAGACUCGCCGCGAGCGGGCCGCCCUAGACAGCACGGCCAUGACCUCCCCCAGCGAGAGGGUGCAGUGUCAGUUCUGUGAGCAGGACCCUCCCCAAGACGCCGUCAAGACCUGUGUCACCUGUGAGGUGUCCUACUGCGACGAAUGCCUGAAGGCCACCCACCCCAAUAAGAAGCCCUUCACUGGCCACCGUCUGAUCGAGCCCAUGCCGGACUGCCACCUCAGGGGACUCAUGUGUCUGGAGCACGAGGACGAGAAGGUGAACAUGUACUGUGUCACAGAUGAACAGUUGAUCUGUGCCUUGUGCAAACUGGUCGGUCGGCAUCGGGACCACCAAGUAGCAGCACUCAGCGACCGCUACGAGAAACUGAAGCAAGCCUUGGACUCUAACCUCAGCAAUCUAAUCAAGAGGAACAAUGAGUUGGAAACUCUGAUGGGCAAGUUGAUUCAGACUUGCCAACAUGUGGAGUGCAACGCAUCAAGACAAGAGAACAAGCUCCUUGAAGAAUGUGACCUUCUGAUCGACAUCAUACAGCAGAGAAGGCAGAUGAUAGCCACCAAGAUAAAGGAGGGCAAGGCUAUACGGCUGCGAAAGCUAGCCCAGCAGAUCGCCAGCUGCAAGCAGAUCAUUGAGAGAUCAUCGUCCCUCAUCACUCAGGCUGAUCACACCCUCAAGGAGACAGACCAUGCCCGCUUCCUGCAAACAGCCAAAAGCAUCUGUGAAAGAGUAUCCAUGGCAACAGCAUCCUCUCAGAUCCUGAUACCAGAGAUCAACCUCAAUGACACCUUUGAUACGUUUGCGUUGGACUUCACAAGGGAAAAGAAAAUGCUGGAAAGCUUGGAUUACCUCACAGCACCAAAUCCCCCAAUAAUCCGGGCGGAAUUGUGUACGGCAUCGAACGACACCAUCACUGUUCACUGGACGUCUGAUGACGAGUUCUGUGUCGUCUCCUAUGAGCUUCAGUAUGCCAUCUUCACCGGACAAGCCAAUGUUGUCAGUUUGUGUAACUCGGCUGAUAGCUGGAUGAUUGUGCCCAACAUCAAGCAGAACCACUACACGGUGCAUGGACUCCAGUGUGGCACCAAGUACAUGUUCAUCGUCAAGGCCAUCAAUCAGGCAGGGAGUCGCAGCAGUGAGCCUUGGAAACUCAAGACCAACAGUCAACCAUUCAAGUUGGACCCAAAGUCUGCUCACAAGAAGCUGAAGGUCUCCCAUGACAACCUGACAGUGGAGCGAGACGAGACGUUGUCCAAGAAGAGCCACACUCAGGACCGCUUCACCAGCCAGGGCAGCUACGGCAUCACAGGGAAUGUGUACAUCGACAGCGGGCGCCACUACUGGGAAGCCUUGAUAGGAGGGAGCACAUGGUUUGCUGUGGGCAUUGCUUACAAGUCAGCACCGAAACAUGAGUGGAUCGGCAAGAACUCUGCCUCGUGGGUACUGUCUCGCUGCAACAACUCCUGGGUAGUACGUCACAACAGCAAGGAGAUGCCCAUCGAACCGUCCCCCCACCUGCGUCGUGUGGGGGUGUUGCUGGACUACGAUGCUGGCUCCCUGGCCUUCUACGAUGGCGCCGGCUCACAGCACCUGUACACGUUCGACAUCGCCUUCGCUCAGCCAGUCUGUCCCGUGUUCAACGUGUGGAACAAGUGUCUGACCGUCCUCACAGGGCUGCCCAUCCCAGACCACCUAGAGGGAACAGACUGCCGGGAUUAACAGUCCAGCUAAUAGAACACAGAGACACAGAGGGAGCAGAACAAACUGAUUACAGCCUCACCUGGCUGCCUUUUUGUCACAUCACCAAUGCUGUAUAAAACAGAAUAAAGCCAUGGUCACAGAUGUCUCUAAUCAUGCUCUUACUAGAAGUCAAUUCAUUUCUUGAAUUAUUUAUGGAAACCAUUUAUUGGAUUUUAUUUCUUGCUUUGCACAUUAAUGUACACUACUAUAUGUAUGCGUGUUGCGCUGAGAGAGGAAGAUGGAUAUAACGUUUUCAAAUUCAGUCAAACGUAUUUUCAUGCAGCUCUGAGAAUAGUUGAUUUCCUUCUUACAAAUGUAGAAGGUUGUUUCCGUCUUUCCGUGUGUCCAUCGUUGGCAGCGUGUUGAUGAAGGGUUCGUGUGCAUCCUGUUGAUUUUGACACGGCAUCACAGCGGCAGUACCACUGAUUACUUCAUAAAGCAGUCGUAACAGGAUUGGUCAUCUACACCUGUUCUGUUUCAUGCAGGUGUACCAAGAUCCCCUCUACAAUUAGAGUUAUAAUAAGCAUGUUAAGAGUUAUUUUAAGAGUUCUUCUUAGGGUGAUUUAGUGCACUGACAACUCGACUAUGAUUGACAAAAUAACCGAGACAAUUCUUCAUCUUCUCUUUGUUGAAAGCCACUAUGAUGUUAAAAAGCUUACUAUUGCUGAAAAUGUAUAUUUGAAAUAGAAGCCAUUUUAAGUUAAAUUUCGACACAGAAAUAACUUAUAGAGUCGAUUGAAACACCACCGCGUCACACGGUGAUGGAAUUUUGAAUAUUGAAUAGCUCCUUGUGUGUUUCUGCUAAAGACCAGAGAGGUGAAGCGAGAGGGAUAACUGGGCGUUUUAUUUAUUUUUUGCUCACCAACCACAGGAGUUUUUUGUCUGGUCAAAGAAAGUGUGUCAAAUUUGGUUUUGAAAAAUGCGCUUAUUUGCUACUUGUGGCUUAUUUGAUUGAAUAUAACUUUCAGAAUGAUUAGGUUGUUACGUGUGUACUGAUAUAAGUAGGACAUGCAGGCCACUUCGAGAAUUUUUUUUUUAUAUUGGAGUUGUACCUGGUCGUCACUAGUUACCGCAGCCACAAAGUUUUUUAAUGAUUUAUUUGAUUAUAUAUAACUGUAAUUUCGACUUUGUGUAUGUGGUAGCUAGUUGAAUCCAUUGUGCCUGUUCACAUGCGUCCUAAAAUUCUAAAUCAAAUGGCUAAAUUAUACAUUUUAUGACCAAUUCCAUAUGUUAGCUUAGUAGAUAUGGCGAUCUAAAGGGCUUAGACCUACAGGGAGUUACAUGUAAUUAAAUGCACCAUGUGCAAUCUCUGUAAAUACCUUGCUGUUUUCUUCUCACAUAUUGGCUCUGUAUGUUCACAUACAUUUGGUAUUUGAGCAAUUUGACUUUUUCUGAUGCCUGCAUCAUUAUUUUCACACUAGUGUACAUUCCUUGUUAAACAUGUAAUAAAGUGACAUCAACACAC